UGCGUUUACCACAGCUUACCGCGAAUGUUAACAAAGCCCUGCUGACUUGUUUUCAGAGUUCGAGCUGAGUGCCAGCUUACCUACCAUCAUAGUGCUCAGGCAGUUCAUAUGGGUACUUACUUCUCCUCCAGAUUUUAGUUUGUUUAUCCGGCAUCAAAAUGUUUGCACCGAAUCUUUACCACAAAAAAUUGCAAAAGCGUAUUUAUAAAUUGUUGAAGAAGAACCGCCGCAUUUGUGUUGCCAUCAAGCAAAUAGUAAAAGAAGAUCGUGAUUUACACCAGAAAAAUGAAAAUCUUGUCAAAGAAUUGCAAAAGGAGCGCCUUAGGAGCCAAACACUCCAUGCUGAUUUGACCUACUUGCAAUUGGAAAAUCUCCAAUACAUGAAUACUGUUGGUGCCAUUCGUGCAGCUCAGUCAUCCCUCGGAUCUGAAAUUCCAAAAUUAGAAAAUCGAGUACGAGAUUUGAUCACUGAUUUGAUAAAUGCAAGCAGUCAUUUGGGCCCAUUGCAAAAUUCUGUUGGUAUAAUCAGACAUCUAACUUUAGAUCUUCAAGGUCAGGAAAACAGCAACAAUUCCAUCAGCUCACCUGCCCCUCCACGAUACGUCAAUGCAAUGGGUCAAAAAAGAAUGAAUUUAGACAUUUUUCCCAAAAAUAACGGUGUAGCUCUUAACCCCAUCGAAGAGGUUUCCCAAGAAAUUUCGACCACUUCUCCGCAAGUGAGUGCUAAAAAGGCUCCUCGCUAUGAAAGGAAAUGCAAGAAAGGCCUCAGGCAUCUUGUCAGUACAAGAACAAGUUUUAGAAGGAGAAGUUCGGAAAUAUCCAAAGAGCCUAGUGAUCAAAGCAAUGUCUGUUUGUCAAACACCAACAACGAUGAAGAAGAAGACAGAGUAGUGUCAAAUACCAACAACGAUGAAGAAGGAGACAGAGUAGAGAAUUUUAAGUCCCCACAGUCUGUGCACUGCGAGGAAAAUUCACCCAAACGCUCUAACAAAUCAGACUCCGGAAGUUCAAUGGAGUUGACUCCAAAAGUUGGAAAUGCAGGUGUCAGUGAAGAUAGCACUACACCUCAAAGUGAAGAGAGUCCAUUGAGGUCUUCCAGGAACUCAUCAUCAACCCUGAAUCCCUCUUCGACUCCAAGGAAAUAUAGUGAUGUUUUGAAAAGUGCUGAAAAACGCGAUGAUGGAAUUUCCCCUGUUUCAAGAAGUAGCAAUUUAGAAUCAGAACCUCAACAGGAGCUUUCAUUUUCAUUACCAUACAGUGAUAUUGAAUCCACACUGCAGAGGAUAACUGUCAGAAGAGGCGCUAGCCAUCGUAAAGUCUUGAGAGCAGAACCCUCUUUCAGUGGCAGCUAUAUCCCUUACAGCUCAACAGAAACACCUGGAAAUAUUGUCUGUAAGACAGAACCGAUAGAUGAGUUAGAAUAUAGUGAUGUCUCAAAGUCUGCCAAGUCUCGUAGUGUUAAAGAUACCUUCAGUUUCUAUGCUUUCGAACCGUCUAGUACCUUAAAAGCAGUUGAAGAUAAUGACGAAAAUUUUACGCCGAUAGUCAACAAGGGGAAGAAGAUGAAAAAGACUAGAAAACCGAAAUCAACCUCAAGUAGUUGUUCUAUGAAUAGAACCUCCCUUAUGUCUGCUAAUGAAGUUAAUAUCGCAGCUAAUUUGUAUAAUUCAACUCCAAUUGAAUCAUCUAAACCUCAACAUAUAAAAAGAAAACCACUAGCAACACUAGCCUCAUCAACGCGAAUUGGAUCAAAUGAUUCAGCUGUGUCUCAAGGAUCCAACUUUAUAAAUUCUGAUUCAGUAUUGUCUCCCAUCUUGAAGUCAAGCACUGACCAAAGCACCCACAAUGUCACCCUUGUUCACAGUAGCUCAGAGAAUAGUGGCUCCCAAAAUGACUCUAGUCAAGGAAGGCCUAGGAGAAACGCUGCCAAAAAUGCAAACUAUAAGGAGCCAUCUUUGAAUGUGAAAUUGCGCCGAUAGCUUACUUAAUUUAUUUCUUUAUUUUUAUAUUUUAUUUUUAAUUCAUAUGUAUAUAUUUUUAGUGUUAGGAUAAGGAUUUUAAAAUUAUAACCUACUUUUUAUUGAUCUGCUGACUCAUGGCCUCCCAUGAAUCACCCAAGAAAAGCAGCACUAAGUCAUCAGCAAAUGAUAUGAUUUUUAGAUUAAAUGUUUUUUGCUGCCCAACCUGCCCGCCGGCCCCACCGGAGACCCCCUUCCCACCCCCCACCCCCCCGGCCUGGGACGAGGACAGGGGAAAUGGUUUUUAGAUUAUCAUGGCUCAAUCUACGAAGUCCUCCAGUAUACAUAUAAAAGAAACAAUAUUGGGCCAAGGGCCGAGCCCUGCGGUACAUCCCAUUUUAGAUCUAAUUUCCUGCUUAUUUUUUCUUACUUAACAAAUUGAGUUCUUUAAGUUAGAUAGCUUGCAAAUAGUGUGUGUGCCACUCCCCUUAUGCCGAUUUUUUCAAACUUUUUCAUGGGGGACCGAGUCAAAAGCUUUUGUUAAAUCCAGGAAAAUUGCUGCACAUUUUUUCUUUUCUUCCAGUUUAGUUGUUGUGUUCCUUAUUAAUUCGGACAUUGCUUGUGAUGUAUUUUUACCUUCUUGGAAAUCAUAUUGAUUAUUUGAUAUUAAAUUAUGUUUAUUGAUGAAGGCCAUAAGUCUAUUUUUAGUGGCCGUUUCAACAAUUUUUGAAAUAUUUGAUAAGACUGAAAUAGGUCUGUAAUUUUCUGGUUCUAAGAAAAUACACCGUACAAGAAGGACAAAUUAAUGAUAAAAGCUAUUGGGAGGGAUAACCAUUUGUCACACUUUUUUAGCACUUCCAUGGAAAUUUCGUCCUCUCCUUGUGCAUAGAUUUUUUUAGUCCCUUGAUAAUGUUCAUGACUUCAUAAUGAUCAAUAGGGUUAAGGAAAAAAGAAGCAGAUGGUCUACAUUUAUUCGAAUCCUUCACUUUAGUUGUUUUUUUACCAUCCCUAGCCCUGUGGGCUCUUUGAAUUUUUUGUGCAUUCAUUUCCCCAACAGUAGCAAAAUAAUUAUUCAAGGUCUCAGCUGAUAUAGCAUCACUUUUUGGUGCGUCAUUUUUUACUUUUCCACCUAGUUUGUUUAUAAUUUUCCAAAAAAAUUUCGCAUCCAUAUCUACUUCUUCCAAUUUUUUUUUAUAAAACUUGUCCUUUCUCAAUCUCAGUAGCUUAGCCACUAAGUUCCUGAAGUAAACAUACUUAUGUAUUAGUUCAGGGUCCUCUUUUUGUUCGACCCAAAUUUUAUACAACUUAUUUCUAGUCCUUAAACUAUUUAAGAUGCCUGAGGUCAUCCACGGUUUGAGGCAUAUAGACUUGUUGGAGGUUUGAACCAUGUGACUGCAUUCACAAAUGGUUGCAUUUGGUGAAGAAUAUAAUGCUUGCAUUGCUUUUUCUACAUUAGUUACAACAUUCUGCCAAUUCAUAUUACUCAGCCUUCUUUCCAUUUGUAGCCAGUUGAUUUUUAAUUUGGUUUUAAGUGCUUUUGUCCUAUCUCUUUUCUUUUUGUUUGUACUACCGGCUUCUAUUUCACACGUUACAGGAAAAUGAUCAGAAAUAUCAUGCCUCAGAACCUUAGCAUUAAUGGUCCACAUCAUCGAGUUUUUGACAUGUAUGUGAUCCAAGCAUGAGUCUUUUCCACUGAUCAGAUUUGGUCUAGUAACUUUAUUUAUCAAGGUACUGUAGUCAUUAUUAAUGAGUACUUCACAAUAUUCUCUAACCCUAUCGUUAGGGUGCAGUAGGUCAAGGUUGAAAUCUCCAACAAGCACAUGCAUUGAUGUUAUAGUUGAUAGAUACUCCUCAAACCAUUGGAGGAACAAUUGGAUUGCAUUUUGCAAAAAGGAACCAAGAGCAUUCCAAUGUUGCUAAGAUUGUGUAUCUUAUAUUAAUUCAAUCAAAUUACUGAAAUCAUGCAAAAAAAUAAAUUUACAAAGGUAAUUUUCGUCUUCAAGUUAUAAUUUAAUGGGAGUAAAGAAAAUAUUAGUUUAGAUAAUGUGUGUAUAUUUGCAAGGCAAACAAAGUUGCACAAUCUUAGCAACAUUGGAAUGCUCUUGGUUCCUUUUAGUGUAUUUUCCGAAGGAAAGACACUCUAUUUGCAAAAUGCAAUCCAAUUCUUCUUCAUCAAUAGAUGGUGACCUGUAUAUUCCUAUUACAAUAAGAUCAUUUUGUUAUCACAUUUAAUUUCUAUGGCCAGGCCAGUGCAGCCAACAAAUUUAGUUUCUAUUAAUUCAUAGGACAAUUAUUUUUUAACACACAUAGUGACACCAUCCGCUCUGUUUCAGAGCUCUGAAACAAGAACAGCCCUGUAUCCCUCUAGGUUCAGUAGAUGAGUUUUAUCCUCAUGGAACCAACAUUCCGUGCAUACCACUAAUUCAUAUUUUUUAUCAAUAGUAGCAAGAUUUGCCUCUAGUUCCUCUAGCUUUUUGGUCGAGAGUGACCUAAUAUUACAAUGGAAUAUAUUCAUAAUAAUAUAAGGACCAUUACAACAAUGCGAUUUCUGAAAAUUAAAUGAUUUUUUAAACUGUUUUUGAUAAGAUUAAAUUUGAACUGUACUCUGUAUUUGCAGUAAGGCCAUUUUACUUAUUUUUCUUCUUAAUGAAAGUAGAAACAGAACCGAAUUUAUGUAAAACAAAGGAAUGAAACCUAGCUUUUAUAAGUCCUCUUUCCCUUAUUAGUUAAUACUAUGAGAUCAAUUACGACUUAUAUGAACUUUAUUUUAACUUUUACUUGAGAUUAUAAACUUUGAAAAUGAAGAUGAACGAGAAAUGAGUCGCAUAAUAAACUCAAACUUUCAAAUUACCUUGAUAUUUACACAAAAGGACAAAUUUGUUUCGGGAGCCUAACUGCUCCCAUCUUCAGCAGGUGACAACUGAGGCUCUUGCAGCGCACCCUUCUUCAGAUUCCGAAACGAGGACAGAGAGUAGUAGAUCGUCCAGCCCUUCAAGAUCCUCAUUCAUCAAUCUAGCUCUCCUCUUGAAAAUGAAAAUUUUCUGUUGCAUUGGCAAAUCAAUUGGACGAAUAACUUCUUUUAAAAGCACAGGUUCUUUCUUGAUCCUAUGAGACUCUUCACAACAAUGUUUUGCGACUGAUGACUUGUCAACUUCUUCAUUAUUUAUAUUUCUAAGAUGUUCCUUGGCUCUAGUGGUGAUAUUUCUCCUUGUCAAACUAAAGUAAACUUUAUCACAAUCUUGACAUUCCAUUUGAUAAAUGCCUGAUUUCUUCAAAUUAGGAUUUUUAUCCUUUAGAUCUCCAUGGAAGAAAGAUUUGAUGUUAAACUUAUUAACUGGUGCCACAUCUAAAUUGAAUGUACAUUGUAAAUUUUCUUGAACUUCUGGAAAAGUUUUGAAUGGAAUGUCAAUGGUACGAAAGGUUUAACUUCUUCAAGCUUCUCUAACGUUGUGAUCUGCUUUUUGUAGUUAAUGAGUUAGUGAUGAAAUAGUGACUACAUCUUAAAUAAGUAAAUCACCAUAGACCGCUACACCAAGCCUGAACUAAAAAUAAAAUAAUGUCUCCUGUUUUAACCUCCUCCAUCAUGUUUCUCCAUAUGUAUAACUAGGGGGAAUAUGCCAGUGAUUGUUUUCCAGGAGAAAAAUUCUGGAGAAACUGGGGGAAAACUGAUGGGAAAUCAUCAGAGAAUCACUGGGGAAACUGAUGUAGGUAUCCGCUGUGUUUUAGGACGGAUUUUGGGAGAAAACAUAUGUAUUUACCAAGUUUAACCCCAGUUUUUCUCCCGUAUAACAUACGGAAAGCAGGAGUCUAACUUGUUUAAAACUGGGGUUGAUGUUCAGCCCUAGUUUUUCCUCUGAAUAACAGAGGAAAAACGUAAGUUAAACUUCUGUCAAACUGGGGGUGAUGUUUAACCCUAGUCUUUCUUCUGUAUAAAUACAUCAGUUUCCCCAGUGAUUUCCCCAUGUUUUCCCAUCAGUUUUCCCCCACUUCCUCCAGAAUUUUUCUCCUGGACAACGUCAGUCGUUGCUGGUUGUGGAAGAAAAACUAGGGUUAAACAUCACCCCCAGUUUGACAGAAGUUUAACUCAAGUUUUUCCUCUGUUAUUCAGAAGAAAAACUAGGGUUAAGCAUCAACCCCAGUUUUAAAAAAGUUAAACUCCUAUUUUCCAACUGUUUUAAGAGAGAAAAACCGGGGCUAAACUUAGAUAAUACAUGUGUUUUUCCCCGAAAAUCCGUCCCACAACAAAUUUUUCUCCUGGAAAACGUCAGUCGUUGCAGGUUGGGUACCUGCUGACACCUGCUGCUGAUAUCAGCGUUUUGAAAGAAGAAGCAAAGUUGAUACAAUUCCUUUGUAUAAAAUUUUACUACCCAGGCUCCUAUAUACUGCAUUUAUCUAAGCCUUAGAAAUCGAACUGUAAAAUUUUUGUUAAGUACCUACAUUUUUAUAAGUGUGUUUGUAUUUUAUGUAAAAAUACUGUGUAAAUUAGUGUAUAAUUGUGAGGUGUCUUGUCCAAAGUCAACUGAAUACAUAUUUCUUGUAGAUUGUUGUUAACAUAUGUACCAAUAAAAAAAGAAUAUGUAUAACUAUUAAACAUCGUUAAGUUGAGCCUUUGUCCUAAUUCCACCUUACUCCUUACUAAAAAAGACUGUGAACAAGGAAUAGAAUAAAUCUGCAACAUUUACAACCUGAA
Bemisia tabaci is the source of this 6648-nucleotide messenger RNA. RefSeq lists its product as uncharacterized. The record is from RefSeq and is a predicted model, not a curated record. Gene Ontology annotation, biological process: meiotic chromosome segregation. Gene Ontology annotation, cellular component: nucleus; chromosome, centromeric region. Lineage: Eukaryota; Metazoa; Arthropoda; Insecta; Hemiptera; Aleyrodidae.